AUGGCAACCUACAACCCCUUCUACCCGGCCACUGGCUACGUCUCCGCCACGUCGACCGCUCCGGGCCACUCUCGUCUGGCCUAUUUCAUCACGCGCAACAACGGCCUGCCCGUCCCUCUCAUCCCGGCCGACGAGCUGCCCUUCAGCGUGAAGCUGCAGAACGUCCCGCGGGUCUUGACGCCGGACCAGACGCUCGGCCUGCAGUACGCCGGCAGCGCUCCGUACACAGGCGUCACGUUUGUUCUGGACAAGGAGGUGGCCGGUCUGCCCAUGCAGCGCUCCACCAGCGGACCACCAGGCGAGAGCAUGCAUGCUCGCAGCCAGAGCGGCGCGGCCAGGCAGUUCCUGGCUCCUGAUGCCCACGCACGUCAAGCUCUCGCGAGCCACGCAUCCUCCUCUCCUCAGACCCUCCCGAUGCGUCCCGUCUCUGCCUCCGAAACGGCCAAGUCCUGGCGUCGUACCGAGCCUCUGCCUUCGUCGUCGGCCGACAGGGACGCCACUCAGUCGGCCAUCGAUGCGAUUCUCCAUUCUUCCUCGGGCGCCGAGACGGCAGACCGCAUCGGGUACCGCUCGCGCAGCAACAUCACUCCGCCGCCAUCUGGUGUGAUCCCCGACCAGGAGAAGAAGAUCUACUGCACGCACUGGAUCCUGCAGGGAUGGUGUAUGUAUGAGCAGCAGGGCUGUCGGUACAAGCAUGAGAUGCUGGACGAGGAGGGAUUGAAGAGCAUCGGCAUCAAGCAUACGCCACGCUGGUGGAAAGAGCAGAAUGCCCCGGUCAAGCUUGGUUUCGCGUCUUCAGCCGAGAAGCGUGCUGCUGCUGCUGGCACGUCUCCACCAACCACGGUUGGCGUUCUGACGAAGCCAGAGGAUUGGUUGAAGGCGAGGAAGGGCAGUGAGAGCUCCAUCGGAUCCAGCGAGGAUGGGCAGCAUUCCGAGACUACGGCAGCGACCAGCGAGGAGGAGACUCUGACGAGGAAGGGAGGGAAGCAAGCCGUUACUCCUUCGACCAGCUCAAAGAGUAGCAAGGCGACUUCGCCAACUCUUCCACCAGCUCGUCCAUCCACUCCAGUCCAGAAGGCGGUCAAGACUCGCGAGCCUUCGACCACCAGCGAUCUCAUCGACUUCGCUCCGCUCCUCCCAACUCUAUCAUCUUCUCGCUCCACUAGCAAGAGCACUGCCGGCUACGUGGAGAUCCUCAAGCGCGCAGUCAAAGUCGACUCCAAGGAAGAAAACCCUGGCAAAUCUCCUAUCGCACGCAAGCCCGCCGUCUUCGUUCCAGCAGGAGAAUCGCCAGAGGUUCACAUCGCCGAUUUCAAGAAGCGUGAGCGUCUUGCUCGCAACAAGACCACGCGCACUCCGUCUCCAGUGCAGAAGACGAAGACUACAGCUACGACCUCUCCCGAAGCGAAGAAGGACAAGGAGGCGGUGAAGAUCAAGCCUACUGGUUUGCAGGCCUCUCGCUGGGCGGCUGCUGCGCACGCUCAGGGCCAUAUCAAGCGCACCAAGUCCGACUGCCGCCCUCGUCGUCCCGGCUCUUCUUCUCCUGCUGCUCGUAAGAGCGCCGCCGACAAGAACGAGAAGAAAUAG
This is a messenger RNA of Lecanosticta acicola, 1587 nucleotides long. NCBI's taxonomy places the organism in Eukaryota, Fungi, Ascomycota, Dothideomycetes, Mycosphaerellales, Mycosphaerellaceae. The record is from the annotation of a GenBank genome assembly.